GGAUGCUCUGCUGCCUGUGCUCCAGUCGUAGGCUCGUCGGGAGCCAUUCGAAGUAGCCGGCCGCGUGUCUCCAGCAACCCCCAUCCCGUGUGGCCGGUGUCUCCCCCGGUCGCGCCAUGCCGCCGCCGGUCCAGGCCACCGCACCACGUCCCCAACUCCCUCUCUCACAACACCCCCGCCGCCCCGCUCCGCCGCCGCAGAAUCUCCUCCGCCUCCGCCUCCGCGCCGUCGCUCCCCUCCUCUCCAGCUCCUCCUCCUCCUCCUCCUCGUUUCCGCGGACGCGACGGUCGUGCGUGCGGGUCCGCGCGGGAGCCGGCGGCGGGCGGAGGAGGGAGUCCCCGUACGAGGUGCUCGGCCUGCCGCCGUCCGCCGCGCCCGCCGACAUCAAGCGCGCGUACCGGCGGCUCGCGCUCAAGUACCACCCGGACGUCAACAAGGAGGCGAACGCGCAGGAGAAGUUCCUUCGGAUCAAGCACGCGUACAACACGCUGAUGAACUCGGAGAGCCGGUCCAAGUACGCCAGCAGCGGCAGCGGCACGGAUUCGUCAUCUUGGGCAUCCCGGAGCAGUAAAUCAGCUGACGCUGCAGCAGAAGAAGAGCAAUUCUACGGGUUUGCGGAUUUCCUUAAAGAUCUGCAAGAGGAAUUUCAGAACUGGGAAGCUAGCCUGAAUUCAGACCAGAAACCUAAAAGCUUGUGGGAAGAAUUAUCAGCAAUUGGCGAGGAAUUUGUCGAGUUUCUAGAGAACGAACUGAAGAUCGAAGACUCUAGUCCCGAGGAAGACAAUUCAAAUGAUUCAUACACGCAGUUUGGAGGGAAAAGCGGUGGUUCUCGGGGCGACAAUGCAACAACAAACAGCUCUGAUGAUGGCAUGUCUGACAUAGAGGCUGUCCUUGAGCAGCUAAAAAAAGAACUUGGGCUCAGCUAGACCACGGUGCCUAUUAACAGCGCAGUGUUUGGAGCUGUACAGCCAUUUUGCAAUUGGUACUAACUCGGUGUUCAUGUGCAGCAGGCCUUACCCUCGUUUCUAACGGCAAUCGUACAUUUCAAAACCACAGGAAUAUUACAUGCUACUCCAGGAGGAAGCGGGUUCGCGCUGUAGGGUUGUACUACAGCGUGAACCCUCUCUAGGUGGUUUAGAGCGAGGUUAAUUUGUCAAUGCAUGAAUUUUGGUAGCCUUAGAGGGAGGUUAAUUUGUUGUUGUGCAUGAUCUAGACAGAACCGAGGAAAAGAGAAACAAUAUGUUGGUACAAACAAUAUGUUGUUGGCUUCUUUUUUGUCCGAUAAGGAGGAUAAACCUCUGUUGCAUUGGUCAA
Molecule: messenger RNA, 1314 nt
Organism: Brachypodium distachyon (stiff brome)
Lineage: Eukaryota; Viridiplantae; Streptophyta; Magnoliopsida; Poales; Poaceae
Product: dnaJ homolog subfamily B member 8
Exons: 4
Coding region: 117-926 (269 amino acids)
Biological process (GO): protein refolding
Cellular component (GO): cytoplasm
Source: RefSeq, a predicted model, not a curated record